This is a messenger RNA of Octopus bimaculoides (California two-spot octopus), 1356 nucleotides long. RefSeq lists its product as uncharacterized. Lineage: Eukaryota; Metazoa; Mollusca; Cephalopoda; Octopoda; Octopodidae. The record is from RefSeq and is a predicted model, not a curated record.
AUGAUUAUAAAAGAAGCUGACAAAGGGAGUUCUAUAGUUAUCAUGGAUUCAGAAAAAUACAUAAACACUACCCUAACCCUCCUUCAAGACAAUACCUACUAUGAAAAAAUCAACAACUACAGUCAAUCCAAGAUAAAGACCAAGCUGUCUACCCUUAUCCAACAAUUCCAACAAGGUUUAACACAAAAGGAGACAGAUUACUUGACUAGAUUUGACUGCAAAACCAGUAACUUCUAUGGACUUCCCAAAAUCCACAGAAGUGAGGCCAUAAACGAAGCCUGUAACAAGUCAACCUCUAUAGUCAUAAAUAUUCCACACCCGAGAGAUCUCAAAAUGAGACCAAUUGUGGCCGGUCCCUCUUGUGAGAUACACAGAUUCAGUAAUUUUAUUGACGUCCUCCUCAAACUUAUUCUCCAACAUAUACCAAGCAUUAUAUGGGAUGAUCUGGACUUUUUAAACCAUCUCCUGAACAAAACCAGCAAAGACUCCCUCCUAGUUUCAUUUGAUGUAAUAAACCUCUACACCUCAAUUCUUCAUGAAUACGGAAUAAUAGCCAUACAAUACUGGCUCGAAAAAUUCCCAAAUGACAUUCUUGACAGAAUCGGAAAAGAAUUCAUCAUUGAAGGAAUAAGGUUCAUUCUACAGAACAACUUCUUUAAUUUCAACGAAAACACUUAUAGACAAAAAUCGAGCACAGCGAUGGGAACGAGGGUAGCACCUACUUUUGCCAACCUUGUCAUGACAUACUUGGAAGUCCAAAUAUAUGAACACACCAGAUUGAAAUUUGGGGAAAACUUCCAAAAAUACUUACUUACCAACUGGAAAUGCUACCUGGAUGACUGUUUCAUCCUUUGGCCACAUAACAUUGAACAACUUACAAAAUUUAAAAACUUAAUCAACAGCAUUAACCACAGUAUACAAUUCACUAUGGAAUACAACCACCAACAACUACCCUUCCUGGACAUCUUAAUAAUAAAGAGAGAUACUGAGAUUGAAGCCGACGUCUUCUUCAAACCAACAGACUCAAAACAAUAUCUUCUAUUCUCCUCUUGCCACCCAAAACAUACUAAAAUAAAUAUACCGUUCAACUUAGCAAGAAGAAUUUGCACGAUUGCAUCAAAUUCCAAAACCCGAGAAAAGCAACUCCAAGAACUUAAAACCUCAAUACUAGAUAGAAAAUACCCGGUCAGUCUAAUCAAAAGUGGAAUAGAACAUGCAAAAAUGAUUAGACAUCCAAGAGUUACAGAAAACAAGAAAACACUGACACACUUAAAACUCUAUCUUGCAUAUCAACACACAAUCCAAGAAAGAAGGAAGCAUACAACAUCAUCCACCAAAACAUGCCCCUCCUUAUGA